AUGUUAAAAGAAUUUAUAUCAAAGCAAACGUUGUGUCGCUGGACCCUGUGGAUCACACACAUGCGACUGGCGCUGGUGGACGUGGACGUUGGCUUUGUCCAGGCCGCCUUUGGGUACUGCCGUGGCCGGCUGGCUUCGACAGCAGCACUGCGUGGAAGCCCUCAUGCUGAACUGGACACCGGACCCAGAGCGACGUGUCUACACCCUUCCUGCCACACUGCAAAUGUACGUUCUGCCGCAAAGUUUCUGGCUGCAGGACCCCGUGUGUGUCGAGGUGCCGGGACCUGCCUGGCAGCACAGAGGUGGAGACUCUCUAGGUGCGGCACCGCACUGGGCGGCAUCUGUGCUGGGAUACAGAGCCUGACCAAGACCUGA
Volvox carteri f. nagariensis is the source of this 375-nucleotide messenger RNA. RefSeq lists its product as uncharacterized. Bases 1 to 375 code for a protein of 124 amino acids. The record is from RefSeq and is a predicted model, not a curated record. The transcript has 3 exons. Lineage: Eukaryota; Viridiplantae; Chlorophyta; Chlorophyceae; Chlamydomonadales; Volvocaceae.